AUGCCAAAAUAUACAGUAACUCCAAAAGGCCGUGUUAAUAUGGGCGCUGAGUAUGUAUAAUAAUUUAAUGUUUAAAUACAAAGGUAGUCAUUUUUUUAUUACUUAUAUAUGUAUAGUUAUUAGUUAUACUCGUAUAUUAAUAAUAUUUUGGGUGGCAAUGUUUACGCAGAUCCGGCACAACUACUGGAUAACCAAAAAAUAUAUACAUAUAAUAUUAUGUCGGUUAGAGCUAAAAUAAUUUUUAGAGAAUUCGAAUUGGCCGUUGUUUUUUUAAAUUCAUAUAAGUCUAGGGAUGCAAUACUACAGGUCAUAUAACAAUAUAAUUGCUGUGAAUAUUUUUUAAUAAUUUGUAUUUAUUUAAAUAAAACCUAUACUUAAUAUAAAUAACAUACAUUUCAAUUUUUAAAGUUUAAUGUACAGUUAAGUAUAGGACUAUAGGUAUACCUGAUAAAUUCUUGGUAACAUAAUUUUAGGGUCGAUAAUAUGCAGUUUAUAGUCAAAUGUUUAUGUUUCAAUACUCGAAUAUAGCUAUGUGCACUAAAAAAACAAAAAUUCAAUUUGUAUUAUUAUUUAUUUAAUUUUUACUUCGAAAAAUCAAAAAAUUAACAAUUUAUACAAUAAUAAUAUAGUGAAAGAAUGAAAGUUAUUUUAUAAUUUAGUACAAAUAUUUACAUAAUUUCAUCUGUAUUGCCAUUCGACUGUUAUUUUAGGUAUGUAAUGUAUACGGUUUAUCAAAUCUCAUGUUGCUGUCAAAUUGUCCUUGGUAUACUUAAUUUUUUUAUUAUUUUCUAUUAAAAUUAACAACAAAAAUAAUUUUCACGGUAACAUGUAUUUUUGUCUCUAUCGCCGAUUCAACAGCGCUGAUAAAGUGUUUUUUAUGUAUAAAUUCUAGGUAUCUAUUUCAUUAAUAUAUACAAGUUUUAUUCGAUAUUUUAUAAGACGUAUAAAUAAGAUAAUUUUUAGUUCCUAAAACACCGACUACAUAGCCGGAAUUUUUAAAUGCGAUCGGCAUUGCCAAUAUUCCAGUACCGAUACUAGCCUUUAACAAGUGUAUUAAAGUUUCCGAAAACCUGAAUGGGCAAUAAAAUCGUUAAUUUUGUGCAAUGUUAAUGAUUCAGAUAUUUUCGUUUAGGCAUACUUACGACGUUGGUAGCCGAACAGUUUGGUAAGCAUAAGGAUCAUAAGGAUAAUCCACUAGGUCCUUUUUGGAUGUAAAAUUGCUGCAGUCAACCAACUCAACACUGCCUAAACUACAUUUAAGAAAAACAAAUAACAAAAUUAUAGUAAAAUUCGUUAGAUAUUCGUUAAUCAAAUUCAUAGGUUAGUAUAAGUACUUUAAAUGGUAAUCACAUAUGAUAAAUAUAAGUAUCAGGGACUGGAACCAAACUGAAAAUAACCGAUUCAGGAAUCAAAAAACCCUUAACAUAUUGGGAACCGGAACUGAAUUUAAAUAUUUUCAAAUAACUGGAACCGGAACAUAUUUUUAAAUUAAAAAAACGGGUUUAACAAUAAUAAAUUAUUUUGUUUUUUCCUCCGUGGCUUAUGAUAAAUGUAUCGACUAUAAUGCUUAUACCGCAGAUUAAAAUACGACUGCUUUGAUAAACUAUUUUUAUUUUUAUUUAGAGCAGUUUAUUUCUUAUAAAAUCAUGAUAUUUAAUGGGGAAAUCGGUAGGUAAAAUAUUAAACAUAUAUUAUUAAAGAAAAUAUAUAAUGUCUAUUUAAAUAUUUUACCACAAUAUGACAUAUAUAUUGUUGACAGAGCAUCACUAUCAAUUGAACUUCGCUCAGAAUCGUUUUUUCGGUAGCAAUGGUUUAUCGUCACCCGCCUGAAAAGUUUGUCUGUCUUUUUAUGUUUGACUACUACUAAUUUAAUAAUUUAAUGCACCUAUGUAAAACAUUUUCUCUGAAGAUACUACAGAAUAAAUAAAAAUAUAUACAUUUUUGGAAUCGUUUAAUACUUGUUUUAACUAAAACUCUAACUUAAACUCUCAAGUUUUCCAAAACCUGAAUCAGAACCAGAACCUCUUAAUAAAAUAAUUAAGUAGUGGAAUAGUAAAAACGGAAGGUACCAGUACCUGAUAGAUAUAUAUAUAUAUAGUAUCAUCACCUAAUGAGCUUUACAUAUACAGCUUAGGGAAUAUCGUCUCUUAUACGGAUUUAAUUGUAGAAGAAAUUAGGAACGACCUUUAACCUAUGCCCAUUGAAACAUUUAUAGAAUUUAGAAUUCUACAUAGACGCCUACCUAAAAUUUGUACAAUUUCCAUAAAAAUAUAUUAAAUAACUACAACUUAAUAAAGAAUUAUUUUCAACUUUUUAUACAAAUGUUGAUAUGCGAAAUUUUUUAUAUCAAUUAAAUUAUAAAAUAUAAUUUGUGAUAAGUCAACUUGUAAUUUUAUUAUUAACUUAUGCGACAAUUUUUGAUUCGCAUAGGUAAAUGUCUAUAAUGUUGUAAAAUUUGUAAUAGAAGUAUAGCUAAAGUAGAUUUUAAAUGUUCAAGAAAUUAAUGUAAUUAUUAAAAUUAAUCAGAAUGAGAAUUAUAUUUUUCAAUUUUUUCAAUUCUUAAUUGAUUAGAUUAAGUUUAAAUCACCAAAAAUUAAUAGGUUUAUCAUUAUAAAGAUUAAAUUAUGCUUUAUAACAAAUAUAUCCAAACUCAUAAAUGCUUUACAAGUUUAAAUUUGAAAUCAAAUUUAAACGAAAAAAAAUUACAGCAUUUCAAAUUAUGUAUUAUCGAACUGCGCUCGGAAUUAUCUUUCGUCAGCAAUGGUUUAUCGUUGCUUACAGAUAUAAAUGAAUUAACCUUAUGUAUUCUACCUUCCCAACAUCUCACCUAGAACAGUGGCCGCUCCCAUCUCUAGUAUUAUCUUGUUUUUUUUUACUUUUUUUAGACUUAUCGGGAAUUUUACUGAGAGAAUAUUUUUUGAACUCAUAUCGAGAAUUAUAUGAGUUAUUGAUGAAUUUAUAUUAUAUGGGAAUUAUAUGGGUUAUUGUUGAACUCGAAUUGUAAGUUAUAUGAGUUAUUUGUUGAGAAUUAUUGUCUCCCAGUAUACAAGUCAUAUUUUUAUUUACUUUAUUUUUUUUUGAACUUGCCGGGAUUGAUACUGAGAAUUAUAUUGAAAAUUAAUAUUGAUUAUUGACCUUUGAUAAACAUAUGAAUAUAUAUUUUUAAUAAGUUAAAAUAAAUAUAUAUAUAAAAAAGAAAAGAGAGAGGAAUACAUUAUUUUUAAGCAUUAUUUUUAUAAGGAACAAUCAUUAAUAAACCGACCAAUCCUGAAAUUACUAUAACUGAACCCGAAUCAUUAAUUGAUACGGAAGAAACUGGGACAAAAGGUGCGGAUUUAUUGAAUGAAACAUUUGGUAAAAUUAAAUUAGACGAACAAAUAGCAUCAAACAGAGAAAUAGGUACGCGUAGUAAAUUAGACAUUAUCCAUACUGAUUUACAAAAGAAUAAACGAACCCGUAAAAUCACGGAAAAAACAGAAACUUACGUGAUGCCUCUUAUCGAUGCAAUCAAACUCGUAUCCGAAUAUUGGGGAAAAACAGAUAUUUUCCCCUUUAUAAGUACGUGGGCUAUAAAAAAAAUAUUAACAAACGUAUUCAAAAUACUGUAUGGUGCGUCCACACUUCAAAUCGAGUUAAAUUUAAUAAGGAUGGGAAGGAGUGAAACUAUUCUAUCGUAUAAAAAUCGGGUAGAAUAUAUGUUGCAUCGCCUGUGCAGCGCUAAUGUUGCGAGAAAAACUGAAUAAGACGCACGAUCAAUACUCGGGAGCAGGCGUUAGUAAGAUGUAACAACGAAUUAGAUGGACAGGUAAGAACUGAAGUAAAAACGAAAAAUCUUAUUGUCUUGGAAUAAGCUAUGCAGUAAUAAUUGCUGAAAAAGGUAUUACAAGCUGGUUAGACGCAUUCAAUUAUUACAGACGAGAUGAGGCGGUUAGGUAUAAUAAUAAUUAUUUCAAUAAUCUACCGAAUAUUUCGAACGCGAACAUAAUCCGAACGGUAAUAAAUAAUUAUCGUAGACUAAUCGAGUGGUAUAUUUACGGUUGGAAACAUUAUAUGGCGGAAGACGGAUUCGACUGCAGCAAUCUUUUGACCCGACAACUGUGCUGCGAUUACCGUACAGCAAUAACAAUAAUCGUGGUCCGAUUAAUAAUUACGUGCCACGUAGGGCGUAA
Messenger RNA from Cinara cedri, 4169 nucleotides. The record is from the annotation of a GenBank genome assembly. Lineage: Eukaryota; Metazoa; Arthropoda; Insecta; Hemiptera; Aphididae.